GCCCAAUGCCGCUGGUUGUUUGCUUUGGAUGUUGUUUCUGACCUUUGCCUUUGCUCCUGAGCCCGACGUCGACAAGGCUGGACGCCUUUGACCUUUCCAUUCCUUCUUAACUUGGACCUCACGCUCUUUUUAUGCUCCAUUCGUUCACACCCUGCUACGACAAUCGUUGCCCUGGACGCUGCGGACCCGCGCCAUGAGUACGGACAUAAUCAUGACGGAAGAACUUGAGCGGUCGCCCAGCCGCAUGGGGUUCACGCGACCGCUGAUGUGCAAAUCAAGUGACUUUGGGCUCGAGAGCGCAUCAGGCGAAGACGACGAUGAAAAGUGGGAGUUUGCCGGUGCGCUCCUUGUUCCCUCUUCAUCCACCAGCAGCGAAGGCAGCGACUCUUUCGACGACUUUGAGCCGUCGGAUGCCUCUACCCCAGGCCACAAGCCUGCUCUUCCCUCCAGGACCAUUUCGCUCUCCAAUAUCCCCAUGCAGCUCCCAGUAGUCCACGAACCUGCCGAGGUGGAUUCUUACUACCAUGUUGCUACCCCCAUCGCGACUUCCGCUUCGUACACUCUAUUAACGCCUGCAGACCACGGCCUCUCGCGCAGCGCGCUGUCGCAUCUCAAGGGCUUCUGGAGUGCGCGACAGGGCGAGUACGCAAAGCUCGAGGCUCAGCUAGCGCUCGCUGAGGCCAGCCCCUACGGCGGUAUCCUAGAACUGCCACGCUCCCGAGACGGACUUCGCGCUGCCCUCGUUUCCCGACUAUCGCGGCCAGGACUUCGUUUGGCCCAUAGCGCCAGAGCACCUCCCACUUCGUCACCGAACGUUAACGCGCCCAUCUAUCCGCGCACGGGGGACCUGACAACUCUCCGCGACGCGCGUUCCGCAGUCCUUGACCGCGCCUUCUGCAAUCUCACGCUCAACAGCAUCAACAAAAUCCUAUUCCUCCACGACAUGCUCCAGCGCGCGAACCACUCGCCGACUGCGAACUCACUGUCCGCAUCAGACGAGGCCCUAUCUACCGACGACAGCAGCUCGUUCGUCGACAUCUCCCUCAACACUAUCAGCUCUGAGAAUAGCUGCGAGUCGACGUUUGUUGCAGACGAGCAGACGAGCUGCCAGCAGUACGGAUGCGACGGCACUGAUUGCGGCGGCAAACACGAGACUGCUUCGUGCGACCGCUCAUGGGAAAUCGACUGGGUCGCACGCUGGAAGGUACUCCUCGCUCGUGUCAAAGAAGAUCCUCUCCUGCCCUCAACCAGCCCCUUGCCGAGUCCUGUCGACGAAAAGGCGUUCUGGGCGGCGUUCAGCCCGCCAAAGCCUGCCAAGUUCUUCAUCCCCGAGGAAGAAGACGAGUUUUUCGGGUGCGAUAGCGACGGGGAAGACGACGACUAUGGCGUCAUGGUUACCCAGCCUGCGUACGGUGUCACUGCGGACUCACUCUCGCGCGAAUUUUUGCACAACUUAUGCGAGUACAGGCUCAGCAUGGAGAUGUAGUCCUGCACAUUCCUACCUGUUACCGCAUUCCGCAACCAGCAUUUUCUUGACUUCGCUACCUCAUCGUCCGUAUCUCAAUUCAGAAACUCGACACAUCCGACCAUUCUCAUAUUAUUGAACUAUGCAAUCUCUUGAUCCACAUUCUUAUUCGGGGUUUGUUAUGACACGUACACUUUGUAUUACUCUAAUUUUGUAUCAUACAAUCAUAUCGUACAUACUGUAUGUACCUGGCCCUGUCUUGGACCCUUCCUUGGUACCUAGUAGCUGAAUCCGUUAUUUCACCUACGUUCCGUCCUGUGGGUGCGCCGCAUGCUUAUAACGGAUCUUA
Messenger RNA from Phanerochaete carnosa HHB-10118-sp, 1814 nucleotides. RefSeq lists its product as uncharacterized. Bases 212 to 1486 code for a protein of 424 amino acids. Lineage: Eukaryota; Fungi; Basidiomycota; Agaricomycetes; Polyporales; Phanerochaetaceae. The transcript has a single exon. The record is from RefSeq and is a predicted model, not a curated record.